Fusarium oxysporum Fo47 is the source of this 550-nucleotide messenger RNA. RefSeq lists its product as uncharacterized. Bases 150 to 404 code for a protein of 84 amino acids. The transcript has 2 exons. NCBI's taxonomy places the organism in Eukaryota, Fungi, Ascomycota, Sordariomycetes, Hypocreales, Nectriaceae. The record is from RefSeq and is a predicted model, not a curated record.
GGCUCAUUACAGGCUACACUGCAGGCCCGAUGCUAGGGUAACAUAUGGCGUUGAUCACGAAAGUUAUGCAUAUCAGCUGACCUUGGAUAUGAACUCUGCACCUGGCAUCACUGACAUAUUGAAUUUGAUGCGUAGGAGUGGAAUUCGAGAUGCCUAUCGUCUUUUGGUUCUUUGGGCUUUUGGUGCGCAUUUUAAUGCCAAGUUUCGACUCGUUGGGCCAUGGGGCUUGGGAACAUGCUCAAGACCUUCUUGUGUCUGGUGAGUUUUGGCAGACCAUUACACGGAGGCCAAUAAUAUUCGACCACUUCCUUUUUUCGAUUUUGCCGAUGGCUAUUUUCGAUCCCCUCAGCCUCGUGCUCUGGGCUUUUCGUUCCAUAUAUGCUUGUUUAGUUGAUAUGAUAUGAUGUUUUGAUCAAACACGAUCCUCUCACUCAAAACUCAACAAGGUCACCUCAUUUAAUUCACUCCUGCAAAUAAUCAGUCAAUUGAAAAUAUUUCAGCCGUUAUUCCCGUUAACGUGCAAUUCGUCUGACACUCCGUGCCGAGAUCC